Cryphonectria parasitica EP155 is the source of this 1929-nucleotide messenger RNA. RefSeq lists its product as uncharacterized. The record is from RefSeq and is a predicted model, not a curated record. The transcript is spliced from 4 exons. The annotation marks the transcript as partial. Lineage: Eukaryota; Fungi; Ascomycota; Sordariomycetes; Diaporthales; Cryphonectriaceae.
UCCACAGACUCCUUGGGAGUAAGAACUGGGUUAUGGACUAAUUGGUCUCGUGGCUCAGUAUUUGGCUGGACCCUGACGCUUGUCCAGUCUGACGCCAACCUCCUCAUUGCCCUGAUCUCUUUUUGUGUGACCCUCGUUGGAGCGCGUCUGUGGCGCAUUGUUUGUUUCACCCUUCACUUUUCAUAUUCCAACAACUCUCCUUGCGAUGCGAUCUACCACCAAAGACAGGUUCUCCUGAGGAAUAGCUCCGAUGCCAUGAAUGGCGUUGCUGACUUCGCAAGGCUUUUCUGCGCCUGGCGCCUCAUCGGGAAACAUGUGUGGACGCGUUCUCUUCCCUUACUAGUCCUCUCUAUUUUCUGGCUCGCCAGCUGGACAGUGGCGUCUGUUUUUUCCUCGCAAGUUUCAUCAGCCAUGGGGAAUGAGGUGCUAUUAUUAAGCGAACAUUGCGGUUUUGUGUACGUGACUUCUGUGAAUGCGACUACCUAUGACGAAGCCCUGCUUUUCACCUGGCUCUAUCAAUACUUGGAGUCAUCAACAAACUACGCUGAACAGUGUUAUGGUUCCGAUGACUCAAACUUGGUUGGUUGUGACACUUUCGUGCACCGGAAUCUUCCUUAUAACAUCACAACCACUGCUGAGUGCCCCUUCGACAAGAACAUUUGCCUCGAUGACAACAGCACUAUCGUACUCGAUUCUGGUUUGGUCGACAGUCGCGAAGAUUUCGGGCUCAAUACACCCGAUGGCCAGCAAUUUCAGAUCAGAAUGAGAGUAGAAUGCGCACCAAUUCGCACAGAAGGCUACACUACCAACUUCAACCUGUCCGAUGAUCGGUCCUACACCCAAUAUUGGUAUGGGCCAAGUGGUGGAAAUUUUACGUACGAGUGGACGAACGACGAGCUAUGGGAGCUCAGAAAGCUUGCCAUCCAAAGUGCGAACUUUGAUGUGGCACAAACUAAUGAUGAUUACAAUAUUGAUGUGUUUUCAGUCUACUCGAACAACGGAACUCUGAAUGCCUCGGAAGCACUGGGCUCCGAAUUUGAUCCAAUUACAGAGCUCACCAUAACCAACGCGGACCUCUCGCUCUUUUUCAUCUCGGCAAAUCAGAUCUUGUAUCUGGAAGAAGUCUUGGAUCCGUUGUUUCGCGCGACCACGCAGCUCUCUGAGGGUUACUCUUUUUACUUCUCAGACCAGCCUGCGUCACCCCUCGCGUGUUCCUCACAACAGCAGAUCUGUGUUCCUACUGGAAGUGGCUCCGACUGCACACCUUUGCUUGGGGUCUACGACGUAUUUCCAGCAGCAAAGGGUCUGAUUGAAGACCGCUCAGCGAGCUACAGAAACAGUUUCGACUGGUUGCUAAACGACUUCCACCUCAAUGGCAUGACUAUAUAUCAAAUCGUGAAGGUUAUGAGCUCAUCAGCGUUAGAGGCAAAACAGAGUUUGACCUCUGGCUUCCAACCCGGAUUGCCAGACAACCAGUGGCAAAUCGAGGUCGAACGAUGGUUUCAGAUAAACUUGGCAGCAUGGCAAUAUCUGUUCAUCAGCCUUGCCACGGGGCCCGGUAUUAGCUCGAUACCGGGGAGCUUCAUAUCAACCCCUGGAAACACCGAAGAGGAGGUUCUUUGUCGAAAUCAGAAAAUUACGAGUGCGGCUUACACUUCGUUCAGCAUGUUUGCUCUGCUUUUAAUCUUCAUUUUCGGAGUGAUAUCUAUCGCGACUUCAUAUCUCCUACCGCACUGCAUCUAUCACUACAGAAGACGCCUCUAUGAAUCUCUCGAAUGGCGCAUACACCACCCGCUUCAACUCCAAAGACUAGCACAUGAGGAACUCGGCGCUGGAACAUGGUCAAAGACGGCAAUGUUUGUUCCAAUAGCUGGACCAGAUGAUACUCUGGCUGGUCUUGACGUGUCAGACCCGAGCGCUCCCAAGUUU